AUGCGUAUCGACAAGUGCUACUUCUGCUCGAAGAGCGUAUACCCCGGACAUGGAACUGCCUUUGUGAGAAAUGACGCAAAAGUCUUCCGUUUCUGCACAUCAAAAUGUCACAAAAACUUCAAAAUGAAGCGGAACCCGAGAAAAGUACGAUGGACGAAGGCAUUCCGUAAGGCCGCAGGGAAGGAGAUGACCAUCGACUCGACGAUCGAGUUUGAGAAGCGUAGAAAUGUGCCUGUACGCUACGACCGCGAGCUGGUGCAGACGACGGUCAAGGCGAUGAAGCGGAUUUCGGAGAUCAAGCAGCGGAGAGAGCAUGCCUUCUGGAAAAACAGGAUGGCCGCCAGCAGGGAGAAGCUCAAGGCAUCACGGAGGAAGAAGCUGGAAGCAAAGGAGGCAAAGGCAACGUCUAUCAGGCUGGUCGAGCCCAUGGCGGUGGAGUCACCGGAGAGGGAGAAGGUACGGGAAAAGAUCAAGGUGUCCGCAAAGUCACGGAGUGCUCUUAUUCCUGGCGAGGGCCGUUCGAUGGGCAUGGACAUCGACUGA
This is a messenger RNA of Postia placenta MAD-698-R-SB12, 543 nucleotides long. RefSeq lists its product as hypothetical. NCBI's taxonomy places the organism in Eukaryota, Fungi, Basidiomycota, Agaricomycetes, Polyporales, Adustoporiaceae. The record is from RefSeq and is a predicted model, not a curated record. The transcript is spliced from 6 exons. Gene Ontology annotation, biological process: ribosomal large subunit biogenesis. Gene Ontology annotation, cellular component: nucleolus. Bases 1 to 543 code for a protein of 180 amino acids.